ACAUCCUAGAAAAUGGCAGCUUCUCGACGUCUUCAUCUGCUCAGUCAUUUCUUCAUUGCACAAUGCAGGAGAAACAGGAUAAUGGGAAGAUGAAGAAACCAACAAGAGGAUUAGAGAAUAUGACUGUGGCAUCUUUGCAUUACAACCUCCAAAGGCACACAAGAAUUCAUACUGGAGAAAAGCCCUAUGGCUGUGUUGAAUGUGGAAAACGAUUCACUGUCAGUAGCCAACUUCUGUGCCACACAAGGAUUCAUACUGAGAGAAGCCAUUUAGCUGUCCUGAAUGUGGUAAAAGAUUUUACUACAGUAGCCAUCUUCAGAACCACAUCAGAAUUCAUACUGGGGAGAAGCCUUAUUGCUGCUCUGAAUGUGGCAAAAGAUUUUCUGAAUUUUCCAGUCUCCAUAGACAUGCAAGAAUCCAUACUGGAGAAAAACCAUUUUGCUGUUCGGAGUGUGGCAAACGAUUCUCCCAGCAACAGCAGACUUCAGAACCACUUAAGAAUUCACACAGGAGAGAAACCCUAUGUUUGCCCUGAAUGUGGCAAACAGUUCAGCAACAGUGGCAGUCUUCAUUCUCACAAAAGAACUCAUGCUGGAGAGAAGCCAUAUGUCUGUCCCGAAUGUGGCAAGAAUUUCAGCAACAGCAGCAGUCUUCAGUCUCACAAAAGAAUUCAUGCUGGGGAGAAACCAUAUGUCUGUCAUGAAUGUGUGCUCUUCAGAGCCGUACAGAUCCACACAGGAGAGAAGCCAUAUAGCUGCUUGGAAUGCGGUAAAAGAUUCUAUCACAGUAGCUCUCUUCAGAGGCACACACAGAUUCAUACCGGGGAGAAGCCGUAUGUCUGCUCGGAAUGUGGCAAAAGAUUCUAUCACAGUAGCUCUCUUCAGCGGCACACACAAAUUCAUGCUUGA
Polypterus senegalus (gray bichir) is the source of this 908-nucleotide messenger RNA. Its product is annotated as zinc finger protein 214-like. Gene Ontology annotation, biological process: central nervous system development; regulation of transcription by RNA polymerase II. Gene Ontology annotation, molecular function: RNA polymerase II cis-regulatory region sequence-specific DNA binding; DNA-binding transcription factor activity, RNA polymerase II-specific. The annotation marks the transcript as partial. The record is from RefSeq and is a predicted model, not a curated record. The transcript has 3 exons. NCBI's taxonomy places the organism in Eukaryota, Metazoa, Chordata, Cladistia, Polypteriformes, Polypteridae. Gene Ontology annotation, cellular component: nucleus.